AUGCCCCUCUUGACCAUAUCUUUCGGACUCCAAUAUAUGGACAAAACAUGUCUCACAGGUGCCGCAUUGUUUGGAAUUGUACAAGAUCUCCAUCUUUAUCAGAUUGUACCUACCAGCAACGGCAAAGGCGAAAGCACAAGUUUGCAGAAAUACGGAUAUGUGUCGAUGAUUUUCUUCUGGGGCUAUUUGCUAGGAGUAUUUCCCGGGGUUAUUCUAUCUCAGAAACUCCCUCUAGGAAAGUUCGUGGGGGCAUCAAUUAUGCUUUGGGGAGGGGUUACAACUUGUACAAUGGCAGUGAAGUCAUACGAAGGGUUCCUAGUACAAAGAUUCUUUCUUGGCUUUACCGAAGCAUUGGUUUCACCAGCCUUCUCACUCAUCACUGCUAUGUGGUACAAGCGUGAAGAGCACCCUCUGCGGUUCGCCAUCUGGUAUUCAUCAACCGGACUCGGCGCGUUAAUCGGAACACUCAUCACCUAUGGGAUAGGACAUAUCCAUGGUCGUCUGGCACCCUGGCAGUAUCAAUACUUAGUGCUUGGCACAGUGACAUUCUGCUGGGGGAUUAUUGUCCUACUUAUCCUCCCUGACAAUCCCGUCUCUGCCAAGUUCCUGUCUCAGGAGCUAAAGAUUGUUGCAGUUGAGCGGAUGCGGACUGAACAGAUCGGCAUCGAGAACAAGACACUCAAGACAUAUCAAGUCAAGGAAACAUUCACAGACCCUAAAACUUGGAUCAUGGUUCUAAUCGUAUUUUCCGUAAAUCUCACAAACGCUGCAUUGGCAGGAUUUGGCUCAAUUAUAACGCAAAGUUUUGGCUUUUCCACAUUUCAGGCCGUUUUACAUUUAGGAGCUGGAGGGGCGGUUAUUUUUAUCACGCUCCUCGUUGCUGGUCUCAUAACAACCUAUAAAAAGAACACAAGAUGCUAUCUUGCAAUUGCCGGCUGCCUCCCAGUCAUCGCAGGCUCGUUGAUGAUCUGGAAAUCCAGCUGGAGCAACAUCGCUGUUCCACUAUGGGGAUUAUACUUUCUCUGCUGGUAUCCAAUCUCUUAUGUCAUGCUCCUCGCACUGAUCAGCGCCAACACCGCCGGCCAUACCAAGAAAGCCGUCACAGCGGGUCUUAUCUGGGCAGCAUAUUGCAGCUCAAAUGGGAUUGCUCCUCUCGCAAUCCUGACUCAGGAAGCAGACCGACAUUAUCCCACAGCGUUUAUUUUGUUUAUCGCUAUGACCUCCUUUGCAACCUGUUUGGUUAUUCUUCUGCGGUUUUACCUCGCUUGGUUGAAUAAAAGGCGAGAUCGCAAGUACGGCACAGUCGAUGAUGUUGCCGCUGCUGCAACGGCAUUUCAAGACUUGACUGAUCGAGAGAAUAAACACUUCAGGUACACACUUUGA
This is a messenger RNA of Talaromyces proteolyticus, 1383 nucleotides long. RefSeq names its product MFS general substrate transporter. Gene Ontology annotation, molecular function: transmembrane transporter activity. NCBI's taxonomy places the organism in Eukaryota, Fungi, Ascomycota, Eurotiomycetes, Eurotiales, Trichocomaceae. Gene Ontology annotation, cellular component: membrane. Gene Ontology annotation, biological process: transmembrane transport. The transcript has 4 exons. The record is from RefSeq and is a predicted model, not a curated record. Bases 1 to 1383 code for a protein of 460 amino acids.